AUGACAGAUGAUCUCCAGAUGUCGAGGCAUAUUAUUGUCAAUGGCCUCCCAAACAAUGUGACGCCCGAAAAGCGGGUACUCUUUUUGCGACACAUGACAAAGAAGGUGAGUGAGGUUCUUGGACAUGAAAACUUUACAAUUCAUUUAGUCCUUGACGAGACCACAGGCCUCGUGACGGGUGCAUUUCUUUCAUUCGCCACGGUUGCCAACGCGGAGGACGCCCUGGCACGUCUCAAUCUUUACCGCUUUACAAAAACAGAUGUUCUCACGACAUACCGAUGGUCUGCGUUGCAGGCGGCAAGCGCUGCGAAGGAAGAGUACAAGCCACCGGAGUUGACGGACGACGUGGACGCAGAUCUUGCGCACACCAUGUGUGAGGACAUAAUGGCACGUCCUCAGUUCUUUAUUAAGCAAGGGGAGUCGUUUGACGUGGAAUGGUACUGGUUUAAUUACAUGACACUCAAGGACGAGUUGUACCGAAAGCCACGUGCGCUGAAGACGGAUUCAUUGGGUCAGUGGACAGAAAUGGACCGUCGACAAAAGAAACUUGAAAGUGGACUUGUGUACGGCCCUCUCACGAGUGUGCGUCCGAUGCCGGCGUGGUCGACAUUUGGCCGUAUGAUUAUUUCACAGCAUACAAGCGGUCUGAAAGUGUGGGGUGGGCGACAAAUGAACAUGCUUUUUGAGGUGCCGGAUCUUGACAUUACGGCAUUUCUUGUGUCACCCCAGGAGAAGUAUCUUGUAGUAAAGACCUUGAAUGAUUUGAGUGUGUGGGAUAUACGCACGGCGAAGAAGAUUCGUACACUUGGCGGUCUGGAUCUUGUGGAUGCCGAAAAGUGGCCCAUUGCUCGUUUUUGUGCGGAUGAUUCGCUUGUGGCCAUCUCACACGCCAGCCUGGAGCCUGCCGCUCCUGGCAAACUCUUCAUUUACCGCGCAGAGUCAAUGCGAGUACUGCAGGCUGCAUCCAGUACGACGCCGAAGUCUUACACAUUUUUGUUUCCCGGGCUGAAAACUGUGGAGUGGAAUCCUGUUGUUGGAACCCAACUGGCUGUCGUCAUGGAACUCAGCACCAAUCAAGGCUGGAAGGUUGUAAUUCAAGACAUCAUUUUGGACGAUAACCUAGUGCGCGAGGAGGUCAUUGCUCAGCGUAACUUUUUGCAGGCGGAGAGGCUGGAACUUUUGUGGCACCCACAAGGAACCCACCUCGUCGUCAAAAUUGCCAAACCACACUCCACAGAAUACGCAUUGUUUGCCAUUGGUACAAAAAGUGCGGCUGUCUCCCAGCUGCAGGUGGAAAAGGGCCUUUCCGCAGGGCGUUUUGCGUGGCAGCCAUCUGGCCCACACUUCGCCGUCAUUUUUGAGGAUCGCACGAAGGUGAGUGAGUUGGGAUCGACGUCUGAGAUCCGUAUUUACAAUAUUAAAAAGCAGCUGAAGCUGCUGGGGCGUUUUAUGACGAGUGCGACGCACCUCUUCUGGGCCCCACGUGGUGCCCGCGUAGUUGCCACAAACUACGGCAAGUCGAUUAUGCACUUUUACGGCAUCAACGACCAGGGUAUGGUGGUUCAACUGGAAAAGCACGCUAUUCCUGUGACAGACACGGCAUGGGACCCGACAGGCCGCUUUUACGCCUCUUGGGUAUCGGCGCUGAAGAGCCAGGGCGACAACCACUUCCGCAUCUUUGAUCUAAAUGGAAGAGAGUUAUUGAACAAACCGGUGCGUCACCUCUCACACUUUUCGUGGCGGCCGCUAGCGGCACCGGUGAUGACGGCGGAGGAGUUGAAGCAGGUGCGUGAGAACCUGAGCGAGUACACCCAGCGCUACGAGCAAGAGCUAAAGGAGCAGAAAGAGCGGGAAGAGGCGGAGGCACAGCGUGUUUUGCGGGAUAAGCAGGAGAGGUACAUUAAACGCAUGCGGGACAUUGCAAGAUUUCACUCGGAUAAGGAACUGGCGGAAAAACGAGAACAACUCAUUGCUUCAUCGCCAUGGAGCCGGAUGUGGGCACGACGUAUGAAGUCUCUCUCGGCAGAGGAAACGAUUGUGCACGAAGACGUUACUGAGGAGCGCAUCAUGCAUCGUCGCGCCAUUAAUUAA
Trypanosoma cruzi is the source of this 2091-nucleotide messenger RNA. Its product is annotated as translation initiation factor, putative. Gene Ontology annotation, cellular component: eukaryotic translation initiation factor 3 complex. The coding region runs from base 1 to 2091 and encodes 696 amino acids. NCBI's taxonomy places the organism in Eukaryota, Euglenozoa, Kinetoplastea, Trypanosomatida, Trypanosomatidae. The record is from RefSeq and is a predicted model, not a curated record. Gene Ontology annotation, biological process: translational initiation. The transcript has a single exon. Gene Ontology annotation, molecular function: translation initiation factor binding; translation initiation factor activity; RNA binding.